AUCAUUCUGUGCGUCAUGUUUGUUUUGUUUUUACAAAAAAGCGCGCCAUCUUUUCAUUGUGAAAUAACGCGAGUCCCAGUCUCCUUUUUACGCAAAGUGCGGGCAUGUGCCAAUCAACGCCUCACUCUGGUUUAUUUGUGUUGUAGCGGAGAAGCAUUUGUUGGUCGUUCGUUACAGUGUUGCAAAAAAGAACUUGCAAAAAUGGGUGACUCGAGCAAUGAAAAAAAGAGUGUUGGAGAAAAAUGCAGUGAUGGUUGUUCAAAUUUUUAUGAUUUUUUGUAUCACAAAGAUCCAAAUACAGAAGUUGUAACGGUAAUGGGACGAACUGGCACAAGCUGGGCAAAAAUUGGUCUGUUUUAUCUUGUAUUCUAUGGGUUUCUUGCUGGAUUUUUCGCAGCUAUGCUAGCUGUUUUUCUCUCAACCAUCAAUAGUCCAGAUGGUGAAGGUGGUCCAAAACUUACUCAGUUUAUAAAGAAUCAACCUGGUUUGUCACGAUUAGAUAAAAACUUCAUUCUCAACCUUAACAGUAAAGAGUCUAAAGCUGAAUAUGUAAAACAGAUUAAUGAAUUCCUAGGAAGUUAUAAAAAAGGUGAGAAUUCUGGAAAGAUAUGUAAUACAAGUGAUCAUGCUGGUAUUCCUGAAGGUCAGAAGCGUUGCAUAUUUGACACAACUCUAUUGGACAAGUGUGCAAACCACAAUGGUACUGACUAUGGGAUUUCUGAGGAUGAGCCAUGCAUCUUCAUUAAAAUGAACAAAGUAUAUGGUUGGGUUCCUGAAAGCAACGAUGGUGGUGACUUUCUCACACUGGCCUGUAGUGGUAAUGUAAUGGUUCAACCUAGUGGGUUUUUGUUAAGUGCUUUUCCAUUCCGUGGAGAGAAAAAUUAUCCGUCUCCAGUAGUCUCUGUCAAGAUACCUAAAGGAAAGACAACUACUUGUCGUCUUCAAGGCAAAGACAUAGAAGUAUCAUCUACUGAAGUGGAAGCUAGGGCCUUUGGUAGAAUAACGUUGAAAAAUGUUGGCCAAUAAUGACUAGUGAAAGCACAACAUAGCACUUUUUACAAACUUUAACCUUUUCUCUCUCCCAUUUACCGUCAUCCGAAGUAGAAGCAACUCAAGUGGUGCUCUUUUGUAUUUAUUAUUAUUAUUAUUACUACACCUUCCCUCCAUCCCGGUCAUACAUGUUGCUACUACAAGUAGUCCUUGCAAAACAUCUCAUGUCUAUCGAUGAUUAUUCGUAUGUUCCAUGAUACCUGGAUGGAAAGAAAAAAUUAGGAAUUAUAUAUUUUUUAUAUAUUCACAAAUAUGGUUUUACACAUAAAUGAAUCGGUAUCGAUUUUAACGAGUCUCUACUGGAUUAAGGAAGCAAAGUGAGGCGAAAAGUACAACCAUUUUUGUAAAUAUGUGUGCAUAUAAUAUGUGACUAUAUAACUAAUAUGUUUAGCUUGUGUAGGUUUCCUAGCUUCCUAUGUUUUAGUGUUAGUAUAAAAAUAGGUGCAAAGACAAAUAACCAGUUCGUAGAACUGUUGUAUAUAAAAAAAAUAUAUAGUAUAGUUGGCUGAUUUUUCAUGCGACACCACCCUUAAGAAAAACAGAGUUUCAUCGUUUUUGUUUUUUCGUGCACUUUAUUGCGUAGAAAGUAUCUGUUUUUAGUUGGUGUCCACUUGUGAAGCUACAUGUUUUGUGCUAUGCACAUGUGUUGUAUAAUCCAUUCUUUUAACGUUGUAGAUACGCUCAUUGCUUAUUUUAUAAGAAAAUAACUUGUGUACAGUUAAAAAAAAAAAAGAGUUUUUACACUCCUACUGUCUCAAUGAUGUCAAAUGGUCACUUUACUUUGAAGCAAGCAGCAUGUGUUGGCAUUUAUUACUUUAGAAUAUGUUUUAUCGGCUUGGAUAUAUAUAAAUAGGAGAGAUUGUUAACUUGUAUGUUUUGAAAUUCUUAGUUUAAAUAAGCAAAACUGGCUGCUGUUUUAA
Molecule: messenger RNA, 1970 nt
Organism: Hydractinia symbiolongicarpus
Lineage: Eukaryota; Metazoa; Cnidaria; Hydrozoa; Anthoathecata; Hydractiniidae
Product: sodium/potassium-transporting ATPase subunit beta-3-like
Exons: 6
Coding region: 16-1026 (336 amino acids)
Biological process (GO): sodium ion export across plasma membrane; intracellular potassium ion homeostasis; intracellular sodium ion homeostasis
Cellular component (GO): sodium:potassium-exchanging ATPase complex
Molecular function (GO): ATPase activator activity
Source: RefSeq, a predicted model, not a curated record